Molecule: messenger RNA, 4044 nt
Organism: Eutrema salsugineum
Lineage: Eukaryota; Viridiplantae; Streptophyta; Magnoliopsida; Brassicales; Brassicaceae
Product: disease resistance protein TAO1
Biological process (GO): defense response; signal transduction
Molecular function (GO): ADP binding; ATP hydrolysis activity; protein binding
Source: RefSeq, a predicted model, not a curated record
GUUCCAUUCUCUUUGUUUCAUCUUUCUUCAAAUAUCUUUCUAGCAAGGUCCUUGAUCCUCUCUCCACCGCACCAAUGGAUUCUUCUAUUUUAAUUACCAUUCUUGCUGCUGCAAUAGGCUUCUUCAUGAUUUUUAGAAAAAUCAGAUCCCAUCAAGAAAACAAAGAAAUCGAUUCUUCUUCUUCUUCUUUAUCUACUUCAUCAGUUCCUCCAUCUUUAUCGUCUCCUUCAUCAGUUCCUUCAUCUUCUUCGUCUCACAACUGGAUACACGAUGUUUUUCCGAGCUUCCGCGGGGAAGAUGUCCGCGAAGAAUUUCUCAGUCAUAUUAAGAAGGAGUUUGGAAGAAAGGGAAUUACACCGUUCAAUGAUAAUGGGAUCAAGAGAGGAGAAUCCAUCGGUCCUGAACUCAUACGGGCCAUUAGAGAAUCUAAGAUCGCGAUCGUUUUGCUCUCCAAGAACUAUGCUUCUUCAAAAUGGUGUCUUGACGAAUUGGUGGAGAUUAUGAAGUGCAGGGAAGAGUUGGGUCAAACUGUGAUGGCCGUUUUCUAUAAAGUAGAUCCAUCUGAUGUAAAGAAGCUUUUAGGAGAUUUUGGCAAGGUUUUCAGAAAAACUUGUGCGGGUAAAAGGAAGGAGGAUAUUGGAAGAUGGAGACAAGCUUUGGAAAAGGUGGCCACAAUCGCUGGUUACCAUUCAAACAAUUGGGAUGAUGAAGCGGCCAUGAUCGAGAAAAUUGCCAUCGACGUUUCAAACGAGCUGAUUAAUAAUGCGCCAUCAAGUGAUUUCGACGGUUUCAUUGGGAUGGGAGCUCAUAUGGAAAAGAUGGAACCGUUCUUACUCUUAGGCUCCAAUGAAGUGAGGAUGAUAGGGAUUUUGGGUCCUUCUGGAAUUGGUAAGAGCACCAUCGCCAGAGUUUUGUAUAGCAAAUACUCUCAUCAUUUCCAACUUAUUGUCUUCAUGGAGAAUAUCAAAAGACGUUAUCCAAGACUUGCUUACGAUGAGUACAGUACGAAACUGCAAUUGCAGAACGAGUUCUUGUCCCAAAUAAUCAACCAGGAGGGAAUCAAGAUCCAUCAUUUAGGAGUUGCGCAAGAUAGGUUAAAAGACAAGAGAGUACUUGUCGUUCUUGAUGACGUGGACCAUUUGGUGCAACUAGAUGCCAUGGCGAAAGAAACUCGGUGGUUUGGGCCUGGAAGUCGGAUUAUCAUCACAACGCAAGAUAAAAGGCUUUUGAAUGCACACGGGAUUAACCAUAUUUACGAGGUGGGUUUCCCACAUGAAGAUGAGGCUCUUGAAAUCUUCUGCAUGGCGGCUUUUGGUCAGAAUUCUCCAUAUGAGGGUUUCAAGAUCCUUGCUAGGGAGGUUACAGGACUUGGUGGUCGACUCCCUUUGGGACUAAGGGUUAUGGGAUCUUAUUUGAAAGGAAGGUCCGAGCAGGAGUGGAGACAGGAACUACCAAGGUUAAGGACCAGCCUUGACGGAGAAAUUGAAAGCGUCUUGGAGUUCAGUUACAAUGCCUUACGUGCUGAAGAUAAAGCUUUAUUUCUUUAUAUAGCUUGUUUUUUCAACAAUGAAAGGAUUGAGAAAGUCCAAGUACAUCUAGCAAAGAAUUUCUCUAAUGUGAGUCAAGGUCUCCAGGUCUUAGCUGAGAAAUCUCUCAUAUCAAUCAGCGGCUGGGGAUCGAUAGAGAUGCAUGAUUUGCUAGCACGUUUGGGUAAAGAAAUUGUUGGUAGACAAGCCAUUCAUGACCCUGGGGAGCGUCAGUUUUUGGUUAAUGCCCAAGAUAUAUGCCAAGUACUGAACAAUGAUACACUGGGUAGUAAAAGAGUUAUAGGCAUAGAUCUCAAGUAUCAUGAGAUCAAGGAUGAGUUAAAAAUAAGUGAGAGAGCCUUUGAAAGAAUGUCUAGUCUCCAAUUCUUAAGAACACGUGGUGAUUCUAACUAUGCCUUACAGCCAAGACCAAACUAUCUACCUCCAAAAGUUACAUUGCUGCAUUGUGAAUAUUUUCCAAUGACAUGUCUCCCUUCUAGGUUCAAUCCGAAUUUCCUCGUGGAACUAAACAUGCCUCGUAGCAGGCUUGAGAAAUUAUGGAAAGGAAUUAAAACGAUUAAAAAUCUCAAGUGGAUGGAUUUGAGUUAUUCCGAAAAUCUGAAGGAGCUUCCUGAUCUCUCAACUGCCAGUAGUCUCCAAGAAUUGAAACUUAAAUAUUGCUCAAGUCUGGUGAAGCUUCCAUCUUCUAUUGGGAAUGCUGUUAAUCUUCAAAAACUAGAUCUCAGUAAAUGCUCAAGUCUGGUGAAGCUCCCAUCUUCUAUUGGGAAUGCUGUUAAUCUUCAGAAAUUAAAUCUCAGUAGAUGCUCAAGUCUAGUGGAAGUCUCAUCUUCUAUUGGAUAUGUUAUUAAUCUCAAGAAGUUGAAUCUUUGUGGUUGCUCAAGUAUAGUGAAUCUCCCAUUUUCUAUUGGGAAUGUCACUAGUCUUCAGAGAUUGGAUCUCAGUGGUUGUUUAAGUUUGGUGGAGCUCCCAUCUUCUAUUAGAAAUCUUAUUAAUCUACAGAAGUUGGAUCUUUCUGAUUGCUCAAGUCUAGUUGAGCUCCCAUCUUCUAUUUGGAAUGUUUUUAAUAGUAACCUCAAGGAGUUGAAUCUUCGUGAUUGCUCAAGUGUAGUGAAGCUCCCAUCUUUUAUUGUGAAUGUUGUUAAUCUUGAGAAAUUAAACAUCAGUGGUUGCUCGAGUUUAGUGAAGCUCUCAUCUUCAAUGGGAAAUGCUGUUAAUCUCAACGAGUUAAAUCUUAGUGGCUGCUCAAGUAUAGUGAAGCUCCCAUUUUCUAUUGGGAAUGUCACUAAUCUUCAGGAGUUAAAUCUUAAAGGUUGUUCAAGUCUAGUUGAGCUCCCAUUUUCUAUUGGGAAUCUUAUUAAUCUCACAGAGUUGGAUCUUUCUGGUUGCUCAAGUCUAGCGGAACUCCCAUCUUCUAUUGGAAAUGCUGUUAAUCUUCAAAAACUAGAUCUCAAUGGUUGCUCAAGCCUGGUGGAGCUCCCAUCAUCGAUUGAAAAUCUUCGAAAUUUGUUGUACUUGCCUUUGAAAGGUUGCUCAAAGCUAGAGGCUCUUCCGAUCAACAUCAACAUGGAAUCUCUCCAUAAACUUGAUCUCACUGACUGCUCAUCGUUGAAAAGUUUCCCUGAGAUUUCCACAAAUAUUAAGUCUCUCUGGAUUUGUGGAACUGCUGUAGAAGAAGUUCCUUCGUCAUUCAGGUCAUUGUAUUAUCUUGAGCACUUGCAAAUGCAAUACUGUGAAAACCUUGGGGAAUCGCAUGCUUUUGACCGCAUCAUGAAGCUGCACGUGAGCAAUACAAGAAUACAAAAACUUGCUCCAUGGGUUAAGGGAAUGUAUCGUCUACAUACACUUGUGCUUGAGAGAUGCACAAAUCUUGUUUCGCUCCCAGAGCUUCCAGGCUCCUUAAGAGUCCUGCUUGCAGAAAAUUGUGAGUCACUAGAGACACUAGAUUGCUCUUUUCACAAGACAGAGUUUGACCGUCUCAGGUUUAUCAACUGCUUCAAAUUGAAUCAAGAUGCAAUAGACCUUAUCAUCAAGACAUCGAUUGGUCACUAUGGCCAUGCAGUCUUACCCGGAGAAAAAGUGCCUACGUACUUCACUUACCGAAACAAUGGGAGUUCAAUCUCAGUGAAUUUGAAUGAAACUGAUACACAUUUUCCUAUAUCCUUGAGAUUUAAGGCUUGCGUCUUGCUGGUUAAUAAGGGUGGCAAUUGGAGUUUGAGGUAUCUAUAUUGUCGCAUCAAUGGUGUCAAUUCUAGGAUUCCCAUUCUCACCGAACUAUCGCCAUGUGGAAAGGAGCAUCUGUUCAUAUUCGAAUAUGAAGCACAGGUGAGUUCCAGUGAAUUAGUCUUUGAAUUCGAAUUUAGCGAGAAGAAAUUGGAGAUUGGAGAAUGCGGGAUACAAACUUCAGGUCCCUAGGUGUUAUAAGGAGGAUGUACAGUAUAAUUUCCAUUUUCAUUAUUGUUUACUUCAAAAAAAAAAAAAACAUUACUUUCAAGUUGAU